AUGGCGCCGGCGGCAGUCGAAAUUAAAAGCGCUCAUCCACGGCCGACGUCCAAUUUCCAUCCAAGUGUGUGGGGCGACUUCUUCCUAACCCUCGUCCCCCACUCCGACGAGGUGGUGAAGAGCUGGAAUGAGGAAAUUGAAGUGCUGAAGUCCCACGUAAAGAAGGCACUACUCUCUAGUCCCGUAGCAAAAACGGCAGAAAGGUUGCAUCUCAUCGACGCCAUCGAGCGAUUAGGUACCGGCUAUCAUUUCGAAGAAGAAAUCGAGCAAGUCCUUGGACAAAUUUAUCAAGAUCUCCAGAUUCGUGAUGAUGAAGACCUCGUCACCGUUGCACUUCGUUUCAGACUGCUCAGACAACACGGUUACAAUGUGUCAAGUGAUGUGUUCGACAAGUUUAAGAGAGGAGGGGAGUUCAAGAAAGAGUUGGUGAAUGACGGGGAGGGCAUGCUGAACCUGUACGAAGCAGCAUAUCUGAGGACUCGAGGAGAGAGCAUUUUGGACGAGGCUAUCGAGUUUACCAAAACGCACCUAAUUAGUGCUAUGGUUUCUGCUGCUGCCGAGUUGGGAUCUCCGGUUUUUGCCGAGCUUGUCGCUCGUGCCUUGAAACGGCCACUCCGCAAAGUCGUGGAAAGUUGCGAGCACUUGUCGUUCAUCUCUGUAUACGAAAAGUUCGAGGGCCAUGACCCAAAACUUGUCAAGUUGGCCAAGCUGAAUUUCAAUGUCCUGCAGAACAUGUACCAAACGGAGCUGCGAAUCCUCACCGAGUGGUGGAUGGACUUGGAUACGCCGAAUAAAUUGUCUUACGCCCGAGACAAGCUGGUGGAGAGCUAUUUUUGGGCUAUAGGACCCAUGUGGGAGCCGAAAUACUCCUUAGCGAGACAAUUCUUCACCAAAACUACUCAAAUCGGAACACUGUUGGAUGACACAUACGAUGUACACGGUACCAUCGAUGAUCUGGAGUUGUUUACCAAUGCCAUUGUAAGGUGGGAUACUAGCAAGAAAGAUAAGAAAGACUACAUGAUCAUCCUUCUUGAGGCAAUUUCUGCCUUUUACGAUGAAAUUGAGGCUGUCACGUGCAAGGAAGGAAGGGUCUGGUGUUUGGACGACGGGAAACGUGCGGUCGCGAAUGUGGCAAGGUUGUACUUGGCAGAGGAAAGGUGGGUCGACAAAGGUUGUGUGCCGACACUGGAGGAAUACAGGGAAGUUUCCUCGUUAAGCACUUGUUACGAAUGGAUGGUGUAUUCGGCCCUCUGCGCAAUGGGCGCCUCGGUUUCCCAACACGUCUUCCAAUGGCUCUUCUCCAAACCCACAAUGUUAAUCGCCACGACCGACCUGUGUCGUCUCAUGGACGACGUCGCCGACAGCAAGGUGAAGCAGGGCAGGGAGAAUUUCGCUACGUCGGUCGAAUGUUACAUGAAGCAGUACGACGUGUCGAGACAGGAAGCCGUGGAGGGAUUGAACCGGAUCAUAGAGGAGGACUGGAUGAUCAUGCACGAGGAGUUGUUGAAUCCGCCUUCUGGUGUCCCCAGGGAGCUUCUGGUGAUGUUGUUUCGGUUGGCGCAGGUUAUGGAUACGAUCUACAAGGAUUUUGAUGGUUACACAUACUCCAGCACCGCCACCAAUGACAUGCUCGUGGCCCUUCUCGUUACCCCAUUGGUCGUUUGA
Messenger RNA from Linum trigynum, 1665 nucleotides. Lineage: Eukaryota; Viridiplantae; Streptophyta; Magnoliopsida; Malpighiales; Linaceae. The record is from the annotation of a GenBank genome assembly.